CGGCUGGAGUCGGUUCUUGAAAGCAACUUCCCUGGGUACUGGUCAGUGUGUUGUGGGUGCGGGGCGGUGCUGAGCUGUCAGGAUGAGUCCCUGAAGUUCUGCGCGUUCCGUGAGACCUCACGGAGUGGCGGACCAGCAAGUGUCCGUUGCACUGAAGUCACCGUCUGCCCGUGGAGAUUUAAACGGCUCCCCUUGCUGUUGAAGACUGUUGGCUGGAGGUACAGCCUUAAUGUUCCAGCUGGUUUUUAAUUAAAAAAAAAAAAAAACGAAAAUUUUAAAGUAAAAAUUGUGGCCACACACUUGGGAAAUGCGCUGUUUUUCCUGUUCUGGUGAGCUAAAUUUCCGAAUCAGAGUAUCACUACCCUGAAAGUAUGGGUUUAUCGCAACAGAGGCAGAUUCAGCUGCCUUUUCCUAACCCUGAGAGUUGGACUUCUGUGUUUUCUGCACCUUGGUCGAGUCCUGACAGUCCUGUGCAGUGUUUCCUCACCUAGAGUUUGCUGCACAGUCAUAAAGCGUUUUUGUGGGUGCUCUGACUCGGAAGAGGAGAAAUAUUGACCUGCAUUCAUGUGGCGUGUUAAUUACUUUAUAAAAUAAUAUGCAUGACUAAUGCAGCAUGUAGUGAAGUAGCAAGAGAUGCCUCAUGAACCCGUCAGUGUGUAACUGCAUUUAUUCCAAAGGCUUAUUUCUUUUCUCCUCCAAAGAAAAUUUGUAAAGUUGUCAUGGGACUUUAUGUUCAGUCCGCAAAUAUUACGAUUAAUGCUUUAAAACAAACAAGCAAAACCUGUCAUCGGUGCUUCCCCCAACCUUGUCCUGCUGAACUUGCAUUUUGAUGUUUGUACCUUUUAUUAAGAAAGUGUGGUCAUUGCAUGAAUUUUUAGGAAUCUAUCAUUUUUUGGUUUUAACGAUCUUGCUAUGAAAUACAGAUUUUAAAAGCUGUUGGAAUUCUACUUCCACAUUUCAGCAUCAGGAAGAUACUUGCUUUUAUUUGGAGAGUUUGAAAUUUUACCGAAUAGUGCCGUGAGUAUGUUUGAAUUGGAAGAGCAUUGAGGCAGUAAACGUGGAACUGCUCAUGAAAACGUGGUUUCCUCUCUCAGCAGGGUUGAAUGCCUGCCCUCACCUUCAGGCAUGACCAUGGAGAAAGGAGGGAACGUACAGUUGGAGAUCCCUGACUUCAGCAACUCUGUCCUGAGCCAUCUAAACCAGCUGCGCAUGCAGGGCCGGCUCUGCGACAUCGUGGUCAAUGUGCAAGGACAGGCCUUCCGGGCUCACAAAGUGGUCCUGGCCGCCAGCUCCCCCUAUUUCCGGGAUCACAUGUCCUUGAAUGAAAUGAGUACUGUCUCCCUCUCAGUCAUCAAGAACCCUACUGUUUUUGAACAGCUCCUUUCAUUCUGUUACACCGGGCGGAUAUGCCUGCAGUUGGCGGACAUCAUCAGCUACCUAACUGCUGCCAGUUUCCUGCAGAUGCAGCAUAUCAUAGACAAAUGCACGCAGAUCCUGGAGGGCAUUCAUUUCAAAAUUAACGUGGCUGAGGUUGAAGCAGAAUUAAGUCAAACAAGGACAAAGCAUCAAGAGAGGCCUCCUGAGUCUCACAGGGUCACACCGAAUCUGAACCGCUCCAUGAGCCCCAGACAUAAUACCCCAAAGGGAAACCGGCGAGGCCAGGUCAGUGCCGUGCUGGAUAUCAGAGAGCUGAGUCCCCCUGGCGAGUCCACCAGUCCUCAGAUAAUUGAACAGAGUUCUGACGUAGAGAGCCGGGAACCCAUUCUUCGGAUCAACCGAGCAGGCCAGUGGUAUGUGGAGACAGGGGUAGCAGACCGGGGCGGCCGGAGUGAUGAUGAAGUGAGGGUCCUUGGAGCAGUACACAUCAAAACUGAAAAUCUGGAGGAGUGGCUGGGGCCUGAGAAUCAGCCUUCUGGAGAAGAUGGAAGUAGCGCAGAGGAAGUCACAGCCAUGGUGAUCGACACCACAGGCCACGGUUCUGUAGGACAAGAAACUUACUCGUUAGGAUCUUCAGGGGCCAAAGUAGCACGUCCAACCAGCAGUGAAGUUGACAGAUUUAGCCCCUCUGGCAGCGUGGUUCCCUUGACGGAGAGACAUAGAGCCCGCAGUGAAUCUCCUGGGAGAAUGGAUGAGCCUAAGCAACUCAGCUCCCAGGUAGAAGAGUCAGCAAUGAUGGGGGUAAGUGGCUAUGUGGAGUAUCUCCGAGAACAGGAAGUAUCCGAGCGGUGGUUCCGGUAUAACCCCCGUCUCACUUGCAUCUACUGCGCCAAAUCUUUCAAUCAGAAGGGGAGCCUAGACCGCCACAUGCGCCUGCACAUGGGGAUUACGCCAUUUGUCUGCCGCAUGUGCGGCAAGAAGUACACCCGGAAAGAUCAGCUGGAGUAUCAUAUCCGCAAGCACACAGGCAACAAGCCCUUUCACUGUCAUGUUUGUGGCAAAAGUUUUCCCUUCCAGGCUAUCUUAAAUCAGCACUUUCGCAAAAACCACCCUGGCUGUAUACCCUUGGAGGGGCCUCACAGCAUCUCUCCUGAAACGACUGUCACGUCCCGGGGGCAAGCUGAGGAAGAGUCGCCUUCACAGGAAGAGCCAGUUGCCUCUGGGGAAACCGCGCAGGGCUCUGUGUCCACCACGGGGCCUGACUGAAAUAGCGAGGGGAAGGGGGCAGAUCCUCUUCCCCUUUGGGCCGUGAGCAGCCCGCAUCGGGGCUGUGGGCUGGUACUUAGAUUCACAAAAUGCCACGUCACUAGACCAGAAGAUGCUCCCAAGAUGUUGCCAAACUAGACGAUCAGCAACAUCCAUAGAAGCACUAAAGGCUCUUCCCCUCCUCUUUCCACCUCACAUUUUGGAAAGUAAUCAAGCAAAUCAAACUUUUAAUUCAGGGAUCAACAGCCUUGGUUUGUUAACUUUGUAAGAAAAAUUUUUUAAUGAAACAGUGAUAAGUGGUCAUGCAUCCGCCAGUCACGUUGAACACUGUACUUUGGUCCAUAUCAUCUUGGUGGCUGUAACUGCCAGAUCUAAAAAAUGCAGCAGGAGCCUUGGCCGUCGGGAGAGCCAACACCAGAGAGAAUGAGGUAGUCACGAUGGUGUGAGGAGGAGUUGGUCUUCUUCCUUCCCUGCCUGAACAUGCAUUUUCACAUCUCAAGAAAAACCAAUGAAUGCCGAUGGUUCUGUUGUUUUCAGAGGUUUGACUUUAUCUUUGCCCUGACUAGGCAUGUUGUACUGGUCUGAGUGUUGCAUGAGAUCAGCCCUCUUGGAGCAGUAUUCUAGUGGGCAGCAACACCUGAAGCACUUUAGGCGAUUGGAAGUGAAGUGAGCCACAGAGCGUUUGCAGUAGGUACUGUUACAUUUGGAGGCUUAUAUGUUGGGUUCAGGAAAAGAGGAGCAGGGAAGAAAGUGUUUGUGUUUGGCAAAGGUCAGACAGCACAGAGCCAUAUUGAAGCUUCCUGAUUCAUAUUUGUAAACCAUAAUGUUCCAUUCUCAGGUGUUGGGACAUGGCUCUGGUUCAAAUUAAUUAACGUGUUAAGCUGACUACCAAAGUUCCAUCUAGUCUCCUUGGCUCCUGCUAUCAUAUAACAGCAAUAUUGUACUUCAAAAAAUGUCAUUUUCCAGUGAAAUGAGCCUGGAUUGUAUUUUUAAAUCCACAGGUCUCCAUAUUUGAUAACUUUUAUAUGAAGUUUUAAACACAUUUUCUUGCAAUAUUGUGGUUGAAGAAAUUCAACAUUAUGGUUCUUCUUGCAACCACAAUUACAUUUCCUUCUACAUAUAUAAGACUUUAUAUUUUCAGUCCAAUAGAAGAACCUCACUUAAAUCUAUGUCUCGGGUCUGCAAACCUGGAAAUUCGUAAACCAACCAUCAGCAACUUGCUGGUGACUCCAAGAGCUUUGAUUUGUAAUAAUACACUACAGGGCACUUAACAGAAAACAUCAUGCACACUCAUGUUGCAAUAAAUGAUCAAGGGAUCAGUUUUGAUCAGGUUUGGUUACUUAAAUCAUUCCUAAGAUUUUUUAAAACUUCAAGGGACCUUUUUAGUAUUUCUGGAUAUUUCUGAGAUUCUUAAGUUAGCACAAAGAAAGAACUUAGCAUGGAGCUUUAGUUGCCCUGUCUUGCAUACAGAGCGAGGAGGAGGAAUGGUAAAGGAUGCAGGCAAGUAGAUGCUUGUAACUUACAGUGCAAAUAGAAGAGAGAAAAUCUCUAGCUUCUCGUGAUUGAUCUUAAGUAUUUAUGUAAUGGUUUAAGAAGUUGUUUUAAUGCAAAGGCAUAGAUGAUUGUAAAAGAGAUUUGGGAGAAAGGCUGGUCAUUACCACCAGCAGUGGUGAGCCAUUUCUGAGAAGGUUAAUUAUGUGGUCCUUUUCUGAGAAUGCUUUAUGGUAUGUGGAAAGAUGGGUAGAAAAGAAUGGCAUUUCUUUGAUGAUAGAAAACUAGAAUGCGAAAGGUAGCUCUUAAGCAGUCUGAGAAUUGUACAUGUACAUUCACCUGCAUCCCAUAUUUAGAGAAAGAUUAUUUUCUCUUCUGGAAAAGCAUAGAAAUGAAUCUUUUAUAGGAAUAUGAAGAUACUAUCAUUUGAUAAGAGCUUACCCUUAAAAGCUUCAUUGAAGCUGCUUUUGUCUUUAGGAGGCAUAAACUGGGGCAUCCUUCUCUUUAGUUUGGCAACAGCAUGAUAGGGUAAAACCUGUCUCCAAGAUCCAUCUUAGGGACUGGCUCUGCCCUGUGGCAUGGAAAAGGUAGAGUUAAAAUUAGAUUGAAAUCCUUUGGGGUUCAGCUGGAAAUCAAGGAUUUCAAUAAACAGAUUUUUGCCACUAAUAACUAGAAGAGGUCUCAUGAGAAGUGCAGAAUAUGCUGCUUCUAGCCUACCAAAAAAAUUUCAAGUCCAUCUUAUUUUUGUUAAGUAGUAUGCUAGCAAGUUCUUUAUUGCAUUGCUUUUUUCAUUUCUUAGAUUAUAUGUGAGAAAAUAGAGCUUUGUAAACUAUUACCAAAUUGUAAUGGUGAAGUGCAGUAAUAUCUGUAAACAGGAGCUUUGCAUUAUGCAUCAAUACUCCCUCCAGGAUUAACAACAAACAUUUUAAAUGAAGUAGAGACUAUCUUAAUUUAUGUAGAACUAGUACAAUGUUCUUCCCUUUUCAUUCACUUCUAACAGGUCUUCACUGUACUGAUACUGUGAAUAGAGUGCUUCUGGUAGCUUCAGACCACAUCAGCACAAUCAUAUUUGAUUGUUCUCUUCUCUUGGCCUAACCAGAACCAAGAAAUUGAAGAAACUUCAGGACAGGUUAGCUUUUAAACAGAUUAAAGCAUUGAAAGCAAUCCCCCAUUUUAGUUAGUAGAGAUACUAUUAUUCUAAAUAUCUGUCCAGGAUUCUUAUCCAGGCACACUGUGACAUUGUCCUCAUUCUUAGCUAACAUCUCUGUAGAAUUAGUAAUGUUCUAUUUACACUAAUGAAUACUUGUUUCAGGGUGUGCAUAGAGGAUAUACUAAAUGGACUGUGGGUGAUGCAAAAAACUCAUUACCAAAUCUUAACUUGCACAUGUCACCUUAUUAAGGGAACUGCAUUAGCAAUGAGAGCUAAAAUCAUCAAGUACUUUAAUGCCAUGAAAUUGCAAACAUUGGAACCAUAAUUUUAAUUUUACUAAAUGUCAUUUAGUAGCAAAGGAGCUAUUCAGUAUUCUCAGCAAAAGAUGAGAGAUGGCAAUAUAUUAAUCUACUUUCAUUCUAAGAUGUACAUGUAUUCUCUCUGAAGUCUGAUCCAAGUAUAAAGUAUAGAUUGGCAUAAACAGUAACACUGUUCUUAGGCAGGAAGGCUCUUUCUAAUGACUUGUUCUCUUUUUACUCAGAACCACAUUUACCUCUGAACUAGGUUGAACCUUAUUUUAUGUAAGUUACGAACUACCCCCCCCCACAACUUUGUUAUAAUAGAGGGUUAAAUCUAAUCUUUAGUAUGUAAAGUGAAUUAGAUUGUAAAGGCUCAAGAUUGGAAAAGUAGAGUAGUUAAGGAACAUUUUCCUGAGGUUUUUUUUUUUCUUUUUCUUUCUUUCUUUUGGCAUUUUUUAAGUUUUUCCAACUUCCUCUACAUAAGUGAAAUAUUCUUCCAAAGAUAGUGUGAUGAUAGUAGUCUGUUUUCACUCAACCUCAUUGUUGACUUUCUGGCUUUGGAUGGAAAUGGGCUGGUAGAAGAAUAAAAUAGGGACCUUCACUCUUACAGCUGAAGAAUCUGUGGCCAAGAAACAAUUUUUACAAAGUUUUAGCUGUUAUUUGACACUGUUUCUUUUUACUGGCAGAAGCUGUAUUUUGUUUUACUAGAAAAUCUAAUUUAAAGAAAUUAAACCCGUAAAUAAUGGAAGGGAAGUUGAACAAAGGCAAAGCACUUCUGAGUAAUAAUGGGAAGGUAUUGAAUUAGAAAGGAUUGGAAUUCUGGAAGUUUUUCCAUUUCUUUCAGAUUCAGCAAGACAAAAUUUCUUUUUCUCAAAUGCCCUUCCCCUAGUCUGUGUACUUAUUUGUUCAAGGAAUAAAGAUGAGUCUUUAUUGAAACUCUUUACUUAGGCCUUAUGGGAAAGAGUUUAAAAUAUUAAACUAUUUUUUCCAAAGAUUUUUUAUUUUACUUGAAAGUAAGAGUUACACAGAGAGAGGAGAGGCAGAGAGAGAGAGAGAGAGAGAAAAAGAGAGGUGUCUUCCCAUCCAAUGGUUCACUCCCCAAUUGGCUGCAACAGCCGAAGCUGCGCCGUUCCGGAGCCAGGAGCUUCCUCUGGGUACCCGACAUGGGUGUGCAGGGGCCCAAGGACUUGGGCCAUCUUCUGCUGCUUUCCCAGGCUAUAACAGAGAGCUGGAUAGGAAGUGGAGUCUUGAACUGGCGCCCAUAUGGGAUGCCGGUGCUUCAGGCCAGGGGGUUAACCCCCUGUGUCACAGCACCGGCCCCUGAACUAUUUUUGUCCUUCAGAUUUAGAAGCAAUAAGCAGUUGUCAGUUAAAUCCUAAGUAUGAGAAUAUGUCCCUUAGCAAAGUAUAUCCUUAGAACCAUUAGAUCAGUGUAUAGCAACCUAAACCAAAUCCUGAGACUACCUGCUUGUGUUUAAAAAAAAAAAAAAAAAAAGGUAUUGUAACAGGGCCAUACCAAUUCAUUGUGUAUU
Oryctolagus cuniculus (rabbit) is the source of this 7114-nucleotide messenger RNA. RefSeq names its product zinc finger and BTB domain containing 37 (gene ZBTB37). The record is from RefSeq and is a predicted model, not a curated record. Gene Ontology annotation, biological process: regulation of transcription by RNA polymerase II. Gene Ontology annotation, molecular function: protein binding; DNA-binding transcription factor activity, RNA polymerase II-specific; RNA polymerase II cis-regulatory region sequence-specific DNA binding. NCBI's taxonomy places the organism in Eukaryota, Metazoa, Chordata, Mammalia, Lagomorpha, Leporidae.